ACCAAAAAAGAAUAAUGUACUAAGACUUGGCUGUAUGGUGUAAAACCUUUGCCUUUUCCUUUAUGGAAAGAAGAAAAAAAAAAUUAAUAGUUACGACUAGACAUAAUAAAAUUGAUGUUUCAAGUUUCAACGAAAUUUGCUUUUAAAACAUUUCCAUGGAAAAUUUUUCUCGAGUGGAAAAAAUUGGCGAAGGCACAUACGGUGUAGUGUACAAAGCUCGUGAUAGAAUAACUGGCAAACAAAUUGCUUUGAAGAAAAUUAAACUCGAGAAUGAGCCUGAGGGCGUGCCGUCGACAGCGCUACGUGAGAUUUCAGUGCUGCGCGGGCUGCGACACCCUGGCGUGGUGCGGCUGCUGAAUGUGGUGCUCGCCGACACCAAGCUUUUCCUCGUGUUCGAGUUCCUGCACAUGGAUCUCAAGCGACUAAUGGACCUGACCAAGGGCCCCUUACGCCUCGAUCUCGUUAAGGUGGCUCCUACAUAGUUGAAUAGAAAGAAGUUUGAAGGGUGUAUUUUAUUUAAAUGACUUACUUUUGGGAAACCAUUAUUUUAGCAACAUUUUAAACAUUAGUUACAUCACUGAGAGUGGACUAAUGUUGUUUUAUGGUUAUGUUGGUUGGAGUAGUUAUGUCACUUACAGGCCUGGAAGUGAAGAUCAAAUUGAAAUGAGGAGGCAGGGUUGAAUGUUUCUGAUCGAUUUAAUUCUCUUCAUUGGGGUCUGGAAAUUGGUGGUUCUGAAGUUAUUCAUUUAUUUGUAUCUUUCGGAAAACAUCUUUAAGUGCACCCCAAAACAACCCACAUAUUUAAAUUGUAAUUUAAAGGAAUUUUAUGUCUUUAUUCACAUUUGUGCAUUUUUAUUAGUAUACACCUUAUAUAUAGUAUAUACCUUUUCAAUAGAUUUUUUCUGAACUCUUCAUGAAAAGUGCUAGCAUAAUAUGACAAUUGCAAUUAGGACUUUAUUUUACAAUUGUCUUUCUUUUCAAUCAUGCAGACCAUCUGGCAGCAAUCUGAAUAGUCAAUGCAUUAAACAUUUCCCAA
Molecule: messenger RNA, 1036 nt
Organism: Hyposmocoma kahamanoa
Lineage: Eukaryota; Metazoa; Arthropoda; Insecta; Lepidoptera; Cosmopterigidae
Product: cyclin-dependent kinase 2-like
Exons: 2
Coding region: 156-482 (108 amino acids)
Biological process (GO): G1/S transition of mitotic cell cycle; signal transduction; protein phosphorylation
Cellular component (GO): nucleus; cytoplasm; cyclin-dependent protein kinase holoenzyme complex
Molecular function (GO): cyclin binding; cyclin-dependent protein serine/threonine kinase activity; ATP binding
Source: RefSeq, a predicted model, not a curated record